Messenger RNA from Corythoichthys intestinalis (scribbled pipefish), 5551 nucleotides. Its product is annotated as RNA binding protein fox-1 homolog 2-like. The transcript has 12 exons. Gene Ontology annotation, biological process: nervous system development; regulation of alternative mRNA splicing, via spliceosome. Gene Ontology annotation, cellular component: nucleus; cytoplasm. The record is from RefSeq and is a predicted model, not a curated record. Bases 1726 to 2976 code for a protein of 416 amino acids. Lineage: Eukaryota; Metazoa; Chordata; Actinopteri; Syngnathiformes; Syngnathidae. Gene Ontology annotation, molecular function: mRNA binding.
GCCAAAUACUUUUGCAAGGCACUGUAUAUUCAUUUAGAAGUCAUGUUAAACUAUACAAAUUAAAAAUUAGAAUGGAUCUUUAAAUCUUUUUUUUUUUAAAAACGCAUUUGCAAGGUGUGGUGGCUUUUGUUUUGGUGUGGCGGCCCGCCACGAUAAUUACUGUGUAGGGGAAACGCUGGAGAGGACUAUGGUUGUUCUGCAAGUCACCAUUGAUAGAUGGACAAAGAUGUAUUUGGAUUUUAUAAAAUAAUUUUGUAUGAAUGAAGUAAAAUUUGAUCAUUUCACAGCACCCUGGUUGUGAGUCGCUAAGAUCUUUCAUCGCACAUUACUUGUUGGUGACCAAUAAAUAACAUUUUCCCAACAUAACUGGGUGGUCAUGAACUUAGACAAUGUUUACUUGUUUAGUCUUAUAAAAGCACAGCCUAUUGGCUAACUGUGGAUGGUGUUUGUUGAGGAAAGCCUUUGUCAGCUGAUUUUACUUGAUUCUGUGUGCCAACGAAGGUUCAAUAGCAUAUGAUCAUAGCACAUCGCUGUGUACAUAUUGUGCAUGUGUUUGAGUGUUUAUCGCAAAAUUCAGUUCAUGUGCUUAAUCUUCAGCUCAUCCCCUCAUUCAUUCUCAUCCUCUUCACUUACAGCCCUAAUCCUGUCAUCCCUCACUCUUUCUUUUCACUCAGCCCCUUUAUCCAUUUAUCUCUUCAUCCUGUUAUCUGUCGCUCACAUCCACUGGUCCAUUGUCCUUGCCCCCACUCUGGACAACUCCCUCCCGAUGCUCCUUUCCCCCACCAACUCCUACUCUGAGCCCGCCCUUACUCAUUCCCUCUGGACUCAGUUCCAGCCAGACUCAGCAGAUGUCUAAAAGCUUGGCAUCAGGGAUUCUUUCCGCAGUGCUUCUUACCUUGCACAUGGUGCACGUGCAGAAAAUUGCAUUCUCCUCUCUGCAACAAUACGCUGUUUGGAUAUGUGGAGCCACGUCUAGAAUAAUCAUACAUACAUAGCAUUAUAAUAAAGAUAAUUAUAAGGUUUGUGUUUAUAGUCGUGGCAUUCACUCCUUAUUGCAAGACUUCCAACUAUGUUUUGAAGGCAGCGGCUGUAGAAGAUGGAGAACUUGGAUCUUACCCACAAAGCUUGGUCUUUUCAGAUUGCCCUAGUAGCUAGCUACUGCUGUUCUUUUUGGAGCCGAAGAGCUGUCAUGCAAUAAAUAAAUCAUCUAAAAAAGCUGCAAUGCAGUGGGGGUCGCCUUCUGUACUCUCACACCAGUCUGAAUUGAAGAAAGCCUUUUCUUCACUCCCGUUUCCUUUUCACUCAGGGACUGGGAACACUGCAGUGAAUCCUUUCUGAUUCAAACCCAGUGAAGAUUUAGCUGGCUUCAUGGAUAUUCUAUUCGAUUGGAGAGACUGAGACUGAGAAGGAGGUGAAGUUUAAAAGAGAGGCGGGAACUGGGGAAGAGCAGGACGUGUAACGUGAGCGAGUGAAUGAUAGACAGACACAGAAAAGGGCGAGAGAGCAAUAGGAGGAGAGGAGAGACUGACUGUCAGGAAGGCAAAGACGCUUAGGCCUGAAGGGAUCAGAGCAGCAGAGCAGGCUGGUGAGACGCCGAAAAAGAGCCAGACAGUGACAGGCAGUUGAGGCUUGUUUGGAAGAAGCGACACAGCAAGGGAAGGGAGGAGUUGACGAGGGAGAAUUUGAAUGUGCAUGACGGAUGCGGACUGAAGACGUUGUCAGCUCAUGGUCGUGGAGCCCAGGCCGAAGAGCGGAGGAGCAGGGAGGGGGGAAGAGACGUACCAGGAAAAAGAGACAAGAAAGACCGUGAAAGUGGAGAGCUGGCCAAGAUUUGUUGUACCAGAUCAGACCAUGAUGGGGGUCUACUACCAAACCACACUUCUGGGGUCUCAGGAUUCAACAGGCGCACAGGAUGGUUUGGUGGCCCCACCCUUCUCAGCGUUCCCUCCUCCACCCCCUCCCCAGAAUGGGAUAGCCGGGACAGAAUUUGGCUCGGGGGCUAUGUUUGGCGCAGGGGGUCAAGGUACAGCUGAGGUAGGCGCUGGUGCUAAUGCGGACACCACCAGUACCACCAUCAACAACAAUGGUAAGACUGAGGAAACAUCCCAGGGGGAGACGGCUGUCCAGUGUGGUAUGGGAGGACCAGCAGCAGGAGGAUCUGGUGGAGAUUCGCCAGAGGCCAAAGGAACCCCCAAACGCCUCCAUGUUUCAAACAUCCCAUUCCGCUUCCGUGACCCGGAUCUCAGACAGAUGUUUGGGCAAUAUGGAAAGAUUCUGGACGUGGAAAUAAUUUUCAAUGAGAGAGGCUCAAAGGGUUUUGGCUUUGUGACAUUUGAGACCAGCGCAGAUGCAGAAAAAGCCCGUGAAAAGCUCCAUGGCACAUUGGUGGAAGGUCGUAAGAUUGAGGUGAAUAAUGCCACUGCCAGGGUGAUGACUAACAAGAAAAUGGUCAGCCCCUACCCUAAUGGAGAGGCUCUGAGCACGCUGCCUUAUGCAGGGUGGAAAUUGAGCCCAAUGGUUGGGGCUGUGUAUGGACCAGAGCUCUAUGCAGUUCCAGGUUUCCCCUAUCCUUCAGCAGCUGCAGCAGCCACGACAGCUGCAGCAGCUGCUGCAUUCCGUGGUGCCCACCUUCGGGGUCGGGGCAGACCUGUCUACAGCGCGGUGCGGGCAGCUGUGCCUCAGGCAGCUAUCCCUGCAUACCCUGGCGUGGUGUAUCAGGAUGGGUUUUACGGCGCUGCAGACUUAUAUGGAGGCUAUCCUGCUGCUGCCGCCGCAGCCGCCGCCGCCGCUUAUCGGUACACUCAGCCCGCGGCUGUUACCGGAGCAACCGCAGCUGCUGCCGCAUACAGUGACAGUUAUGGCCGAGUUUACACGACAGAUCCGUACCACGCUUUAGCCCCAGCUGCCGCUGCGUAUGGCGUGGGAGCCAUGGCCAGUUUAUACAGGGCAGGAUACAGUAGGUUUGCGCCAUACUAAAGCCACAAAUUCCACCCAGGGAAUUUCAUGUCCCUCCAGAAGCCUUUUUUUAAGCUCUUUGUUUGGCAGACGUACCCAUCAAUCUUUUUGCUGGUGGACUAGAGUGACAUCCCCCCAUUUUUCCCCCCUCCUUUUUUUUAUUGGCAGGAAAGCUCGUUGCCACAUCACCAAGUCCCUUUUUUGUCUGUCUGACAAGGAUCUAUUGAAAAAAGCUCUCGGCACAAUUUAUGACCGCAACUUUUUAGAAACACUAUUGGAUCUGGAGAAAAGAGACUAAUUUGAUCCGCCACACGACACUACACCUUUUUCUCUAAAUCCUCUGUAAACCCACGCUCAAGUCUCUGCGCCCUUCAGUGAUUGAGCUGCCACAAGAUAAGCAUUACUACUACAAUAGAUUCUAAAACAUAACAGUGACGAAAAGCAACGGCCUACUGCAUUUGUUAUGAACAUGGGAGCAUCUGACUGACAGGAACCACUACAGUCCAAGAAACCAAUACCAUGGAAAACACUCGAUUUUCCGUGGAAUCCCCAACACAUCUACUCGCCCAUGGGUGCAAGUUUGAAAAAAAAAAAAAUCAAUAUAUAUAUAUGUGUGUGUGUUUUAAAAAAAAAAAAAAAAAAGUUUGGUUCUGUAUUACCUCAGUAUUUUGUUGAUCUGCUACAGUUUUUGUUGCCAUACUUAUUUAACAUGCCUUUAUUUCUGGUCCUCUUCAUUUCAUGAAGAAAAUGAGCCAGUUGGAAUCUUUUCAGUGGACUAUCAAGGAGGAAGCUUGCUCUUUUGCCUCCACCCCAAAUAAUGGACACCUUUGAUUUCCUCUCUGUCAGACUUUGUAGCUCCAACAGUAAUGCAGUGACUAAAGCAAACAGAUGAAUGAGAAGAAAUAGAACCAUUACCGUAAGAGAUUUCCUAUACAAGACAUGCAUUUUUGGCCUAUAAAUUUAGUCCAUCCGCUUGCUGCUGGUCUGAUAAAAUAAACAAUUAUAAUGUUUAUGUACAUUCAGGACACAGUCAAUUUUGGAAGGAUUUCUUUUUGUUUAUUUUCUUCUAUCUUGUCUGGCACCACUCUGAUUUGCUUUUUUUUUUUGUUUUUGAGGAGGCCUGCCUAAGUCUCUGUACCAUGUAAUCGACCUCCAUUUACUCGCACUAUGUUAUUGUUAUUAUUUGCCUUUGUUGGUUCCAAAGAUUUUUUUUGUUGUUGUUAUUGUUGAAGAAAGCACAUUUUAGACUUGAUAUUUUGGUGGUUUUGCCUGUACUUGACUAUUAUGUAUUUUUUAAUCUCUAGUUUUCAGCUGUUUUUUAAGAGGCUGAAACAGUCCAGUUUAGUGCGCAAGACACAUUUCAAAUGUUUGCAGCACUUUUGGGAACCUACAAUUCCAACUGUUCAUAGAAUGUUUGAUCACUUGGUGAUGGAUUGCUCCCCUCCCCAAUAUUCAAACUGUUUGGAUCAAUCAAGAGAUGAUCAAUCAAGAGAUGACUGACUUGGAACAUGUUCAGCUUUUUGAAAUUGCCAAACCUAGAGGCUUUUGGAACAGGGCUAUGUUUCCAAUUUGGAACAAUGGAACAUUAUGUGGAUGUAAACUGGGUAAUAUUGAGGUGAAGAUGAUUAAUCCUGCAGUUGACAGGACACCAUUUUUCUUUCCGGAGUUGCUCAUAGAGCAGCACCUUGUGAGGAUGUUUUGUAUGAUUGUGACACAGUGUGCUGUAGUGAGUAUUUCUCGUGCGCUCUUUUUUUUUUUUUUUUGUCUUAUUACUCCUUAAAAGUAUUACCACAAGUGUUGCUAUGCAUGCUUUCCUGAGGGAGGACAGAUGUCACAGAUUUUUUCCUUUUUGCAUGAAUUCAAAUCUUAGUGCUGGAAGAUGACAAGGGGGAGGACCGCAAAGUCUUUUUCCAGCAUAGUGGGAUGAGGGAGCAUUAUCUGGAUGUUUCCCAAUAAGAGGUGAGGGAGGGAAGUGAGAAAAAUCCGAGCCCAGAGCUGAUUUCAGUCUGCUUUAAUAAUCUGUCUGAUUUUGGCCAAAUGCCUCUCACUGCGUCUUGUUAAUCAGCAGUCAUAUCAGAUAUGUAGGAAGUUUAAUUUGGAAUGUCCCCCUGUGGGUUUCCUUUUGUAAUAAGUGAUAACAAUGCUAAGGCAGACCCUCUGUGGUGCACUUCAAAAUUUUGCCUGUCAGUGGGGGAAAAAAAAGAUGGAAAAAAAAAAAAAGUUCAUGAUACUUUUAUCAGCUUUUUCACUAGAGGGGAUCUUAUUUGAAUGACUAAGGUGGGGGGAAAACUGUGUAAUUUGAAUGACAGAAGCCAACUUUCCACAAAGCUGGUCCACAACUCUGACCCCACAGUCCUUGCACGGUACUGGCAUCAAACUGCUUGCUGGAAUAUCAUGACUAGGGAUGAAGGAAGUGGGUAUGAAUUGCAUGUGGCCUCUUUUCUGUAUCACAUGCUAUUUAAAAUUGCAUUUGACAAAGUGACUUUUCAUUUCAUUAUGUAUUUUCUCACAAUGUUUUAUUUUGCCAUCCUUGUAUCUGCUUUGUUUAUUCUCCAUUAUUAUUGAAUGUAUAUAAUAAAACUGUUUGGUUUUUAUA